AUGAAUAGAACAAUUCGAAGUUCUGCUCGGGAAAUAAUUUAUAGAGUGUACAGAAGAUGUCUUUUGGAGUAUGAGGCCAAAAAUAUACUUUCUGAUCUGAACAAUGUUUAUAAAAGAACCGCUGAAAUGACAGGAAAAUCUGAAUCUACAGUUCGAGGAAGAAAACAUGGAGCGACGAAUAAAAUCGCAGCUACAAUUGAUGAAAUGAAUUUUGGUAUGGUAUUGCCUAGAUGGACAUUAACGCUGGUAUCAACACAAUUGUCACUGAUCGAUGUCCUUCUAAGCGACUUUGACAAGACAAUUGCACCAUGUGCUAACAAAAAGAAUGAGAAAAAAGAAGAAGAAACACAGGAUGCCAUGCCAGACUCUACGACCAACACGGAAAAGAGUAAUGCAAACCCUUUCCACUGCGGCGAUGAUGUUCUUGUGUCGAACAAGGAUGGAAGAUAUUACUUAGGUACAAUAGUAGAGCUAAGCACAAGCAAUGACAACGACUCGUGCGAAGUGGGCACGGGCGUGGCGCGGUGCCUGGUCAAGUUCGGGGACGGCACGCACGCGUGGGCGCCGGUGGCGUCGCUCAAGCUGCUGAGCGCGCCGCCCGCGGACGACGGCCGCAUCAUGUGCGUGGUGUGUAAGCGGCGCGAGGGGCCCGCGCCGGCCGCGCCCGCGCCCAACGCCAUCGUGGCGUGCGACAUGUGCGGCCGCGGGUACCACGCCAAGUGUCACACGCCGCCGGUUGAAGCCUGGAUUAAUGGCGCGUCGUGGCACUGCAAGCGCUGCGUGGACCAGCGCUACCGCGUGGCGGCGGCGGAGAACCGCGCACUCAAGCGCUCCGACAUCUUCCGCUUCAAGGGCCAGCGCCGCGCGCCGCAGGACCUCACGCCGCCUUGCGAUACGGCGUCCACGACAUCGUCAAACGCUUCCGAGGCAGGGAAAGAACAGAAUGAGGUACACUGCUAUUGUGGUGAAAAGAGUGAUUGGCUUGCGCAAAUGUUGUUAUGCUGUCGAUGUACCCGCUGGUUCCACCAAAGAUGCGUCUCGAGUUUGCAGUAUCCGUUGUAUGCGGGUGAUAAGCUGUACAUAUUCGCAUGCGCCAAAUGCAACGGUGGCGAAGAAUAUCUCCGACGGCUGGAGCUGUGCUGGCUGGAGCUGGCGCACCUCGCGCUGUACAACCUCACCGUGUACAACGCGCCCAACUACUUCGACCUCGACACAGUCAUCAUGCCCUACAUUAUGGAUAACUGGCACGCGUUGCAGUUGCCUGAGAAGAUGUGGCGAACGCCGGUGAACGAGCGGCGUGAGAAGAUCCUCACGGCGCUGACGUCGUCACGCAAACGCUUCAAGUGCGGGCGCGAGAUGAAGAAGCGCGCCACCAUCUGGGGCCUGCGCCUGCGCCGUCCGCCGCCGCCGCCCAUGCAGCUCUCCGCUUUAGAACAGGUUAAAAAAGGAGAUCCAUUGACUGAUGAGCUUGUACGAGAAUAUGCACCACGUCUACGGUUUCUGUCCAGAGCACCGUCGCCACACACUGUUUUACCUGUUGAUGAUAGUUUGCAGCCUUCCAGUAGUAACAACGAAAAAAGUUCCUAUAAGAGUCACAAUCAACAUAUGAUAGUGCCAGUAGAUGGUCACUGGUUGAAUCUGAUGAUGGGGAAGAGGUUCCACGAAAAUCUCAACUCGAAUUCCAACAGUGAAAACGAUUCGGCCAGUUCUUAUGAAUCUGUCAAAACAACGGAACGAGACGACCAACCGUCCCCCUCCGUGUGUACGUCCACCGCUAGAAAAUCCGAUGCCAAAGAAGACGCUUUAGAAAAAACUACCGAAAUUAAUGAAUCUGAAACAAACGAAGCGAAGUCCACAUGUGACGUAUCACCAGUGCCAUCACUCGACACUUCCCUCGUACCGUGCUCAGUUAAGUUAGACAAUUUACCCAAAGAAAACACAGACGACGUCAAUUCAAGCAACAACGACUGCAACAUCAAUAUUAAUACACAUACCUCUAGAAUAGCCACUAUGAACUUAGAAGUGUCCAAACUCUCCACUAAAAACAUUAUUGAACAUUCCAAAAUAAUGUCUCUACAACAUAUGGAUAAUAAGCCCCCGUGUAAUAGUUUCACCCAUGAGUUAGAAUCAUCCGGAGACGAGACUUCGAGUAGAGGUACGUUAGAUGCCAUAAUACCACCGCUGAAAGACUUCCAAGGAAAAAACAAUCCUUUUUUGAUGCAAAACACGUAUCCAUCCAAAACUCCGUUUUCGUCAAAUAUGAAUAUGUAUAAUAAACAAAAUGGUAGACACCACUACCACUCACGGUUUUCAUUGCCAAAUCAAUUGAACCCACUCAUGGGACCCAUGGUGAGACCUUUGAAACGGAAACUGAGUGAGAAGGAUAUAGUAAUAGGUCCCAAUGGAGAAGUAAAAAGGAGAAAGUACAGGCGGCCGCGAAAGCAUUUACAGUUACAGCUCAAUAAAUCAUGUCCACUGCCAGACGACGUUGCGAAGCCUGCCGGCCAGACCGGGGAGAAUGGCGACGUGACGACCUCACACCUCCCCAAGUUCCACGGCAGGAGGCUCCGUCAGCGGCAAGAGAAGAACUACUAUGAAAACGCUCGUAGGAACACAGUGCAGCCUGGCGCGGUCGCCAAUAGCGUCAAAAGCCUCCAGCUCAGCCCGCACAAGGCCGGCGCGUGCGCGGCCGACACGGACGCACGGCAGCUGUCCGCGCUCAAAUCCCGCGUCCAGUCAUACUUCCGCGCUGGACAAACGUUCCGCGUGCUCGCCCGCCGCCUCGCUCCCGGAGAUCCCCCCGCGUACCUCAUCGAGUGGGACUCAGCCUCA
Brenthis ino (lesser marbled fritillary) is the source of this 2832-nucleotide messenger RNA. The record is from the annotation of a GenBank genome assembly. NCBI's taxonomy places the organism in Eukaryota, Metazoa, Arthropoda, Insecta, Lepidoptera, Nymphalidae.